Messenger RNA from Haliotis rubra (blacklip abalone), 1934 nucleotides. Its product is annotated as acetylcholinesterase-like. Lineage: Eukaryota; Metazoa; Mollusca; Gastropoda; Lepetellida; Haliotidae. The coding region runs from base 89 to 1852 and encodes 587 amino acids. The record is from RefSeq and is a predicted model, not a curated record. The transcript is spliced from 11 exons.
CCUAUCUGCCCAUUCAAUGCGAAUUCAAAGCAGCGAGAACAGUGGAAUAGUUUAGAGACACUGAAGGUUCCGGAGUCCAUCCCAAAAAAUGUUUAGCUUAUGGACAAUUUCUGUUGUUGUUUCCUACUUGGCAACAAUAGUGAUUAUAUCCCAAGCCGAGGAAUUCGUGGUACGAGAUACCCUUUAUGGUCGGAUCAGAGGCACUGUUAAAACUGUGCUGGGUUCCAAGAAGGUUGAACGAUACCUGAGCAUUCCCUAUGCAGCACCUCCUGUAGGAGAACUCCGAUUUGAGUACCCCGAGGAACCCACUGCAUGGAAAGAUGUACGAAACACGACAGCGCUUCCCCCUGCUUGUCCCCAAAGACCGGCAUUGUUGUCCUACGUGUCUUCACACCGUCCUGGAUUCAAUAACACUGACGAGGACUGUUUAUACAUGAACAUAUAUGUUCCGCAGAUUGGAGAAGAUAGGAUCAAGAUGGCGGUCCUUGUUCACAUUCAUGGGGGCAGCAAUCAUGCGGGCAUGGGAGCCAUGUUAGAUGUGGAUACCUUGGCAGCAGAAGGGGAGAUCAUUGUUGUCAAUUUUAACUACAGACUAGGUGCAUUCGGUUUCCUAAGUGGUGGACAGCCGGAGUUUCCAGGAAACUAUGGUCUGCUGGACCAAACUGCAGCGCUACAAUGGGUUUCUCAAAAUAUUCAUUUCUUUGGAGGUGAUCCAAGCAAGGUUACCGUCGAAGGACACAGUGCCGGGGCCGCAGAUGUUGGCUACCAUAUUGUGUCACCACUGUCAAAAGGAUUAUUCCGUUUCGCCAUCAUACAAAGUGGGUCGCCAACGGCCGAUUGGGCAUCAGCACUUCAGCAUCCAGAGGUUCUUACCAGCUUAGGCGAGGAUAUCGGUUGCAGCAGUUCCAAGGAUCUGCAAAAACUAAAACAGUGUCUAAAGACGAAGACACUGAAAGAAAUACACGGAACUGUUUACGCGCGUCUUGGUUGUUCUUCUUCGGGACUUUGUUUGCGCAUAGUAGUAGACGAUUUCUUUGUGGAAAAGCACGUGGACACUCUGUUUAAAGAGGCUGAACUGAAUGGGGAAGCCUUUAUGGCUGGAAUAACAAGGGAUGAAGGAAGGGAAUGGGGCUUAUACAGUUCCAUUUUGCUGACCCCAAAGGAUAUGCAAAUCGACAACUUCAAUUUGGUUGAAAGCAGCGUCAUUGCUCAUGAGUACUACCCAUGGAAUCACCCUCAGAACAAGACGGCUCGUGCUAUUGCAAUGGGUGAAAUUUGGGGCGAUAACGACAUAGCUGCUCCUACCUUCGAUAUAGCUACACGUAUCGCUGCCAGGACGGACAACAUCUACUUUUAUUCCUUUGAUUAUGCAUCACCUUCUGCCAAGGUGCAAGGCGUCCCACAUGGACGCGACCUGUUCUACCUCUUCGGCUGUCCUUUCUCUGGACAUCCCCUGUACAACUAUACGGACGAGGAUCGAGAGGUCAGCAAAGUCUUCAUGAACAUGUGGAUCAACUUCGUCAAGACAGGGAAGCCUUCGUCCACAGUCGAAACAGACCCAGUAUACUUCCAACAGUUUGAUAGCGAGAUUCAAGCAUACAUGAAAAUCGAUGGGGUUGAUGGGAAGGGAACAGUAAAGACAGCAUACAAGCCUCGGGCUCGCCAGAUGGCCUUCUGGAAUAGUGUGAUGCCACAGAUUAUUGCUCUCCAAUCAAACACGACACAAACUGAAAAAGAAAAAUACGGUGUUCUAACCUGGACUUUUCUUUUUGUGAGUGUGCUAUUGUUGUGUGUCUUUGCAGGUGCCGUGUGUGCGGUACGAAAACAUUGUCAUUAUAGGCAAGCAAACUAAACGUCGUUGGUACCAGUGAAGGUCCGGGUUAGAACGAACCUUCAGUAACCCAUGCUUGUCGUAAGAGCCGACUAACGGGAUC